GUCCUCUUCCCCCGGAUUCUUCAUCUCUUUCCCUCCCCCAGACCAAGUCCCCUUAAGCUUCUCCUCUCUCUCCAACUAAACUUUCAUAUAAUACCCCGUCUCUUCUCCUCAUUUCGCAUUUCUGUCCUCUCCCUCUAAUCUCCCCAUCUCUCCACCUCCCCUCCUCUCCUCCUCACAUUGAUUAUUCAACAUGUCUGAGCUGCGCUUCGACAACCAGACCGUGGUUGUCACCGGUGCUGGUGGUGGCCUGGGUAAGGCAUAUGCCCUCUUCUUUGCCUCAAGAGGUGCAAAUGUUGUUGUCAACGACCUGGGUGGCUCUCAUUCUGGUGAGGGCAAGUCGGCCAAGGCUGCCGAUGUGGUUGUCGAUGAAAUCAGAGCUGCUGGCGGCAAGGCGGUAGCAAACUACGACAGUGUCGAGAACGGCGAAGCCAUCAUUGAAACCGCCAUCAAGAACUUUGGCCGCAUCGAUGUCCUUCUCAACAACGCCGGUAUCCUCCGGGAUAUCAGUUUCAAGAACAUGAAAGAUCAGGACUGGGACCUUAUCUACAGAGUGCACACAUAUGGCGCAUACAAGUGCGCAAGAGCCGCAUGGCCUCACUUCCGGAAACAAAAGUAUGGCCGCAUCAUCAACACUGCUUCUUCGGCUGGUCUGUUCGGUAGCUUCGGCCAGGCAAACUACUCCGCUGCCAAACUCGGACAGGUCGGCUUCACUGAGACGCUGGCGAAGGAAGGUGCCAAGUACAACAUCAUUGCGAACGUCAUCGCGCCAAUUGCUGCUAGCCGUAUGACGGCCACGGUCAUGCCCCCCGAGGUCCUGGAGAACCUCAAGCCCGACUGGGUUGUCCCGUUGGUGGCUGCUCUGGUCCACUCAUCCAACACUACUGAGACUGGCGGAAUCUACGAAGUCGGUGGUGGACAUGUCGCCAAGCUGCGCUGGGAACGUGCCAAGGGUGCUCUUCUGAAGACCGAUGCUUCUUUGACUCCCGGUGCUAUUGCUCGCAAGUGGAACGAUGUCAACGACUUCUCCAAGCCUGACUACCCCACCGGGCCUGCUGACUUCAUGGGUCUCUUGGAGGAUGGCUUGAAGCUGCCCAGCGCCCAAGCGGGUGAGGAGCCCAACUUCAAGGGCAAGGUUGCUCUGGUCACUGGUGGUGGCAACGGUCUUGGUCGUGCCUACUGUCUGCUCUUUGCCAAAUAUGGCGCUGCCGUCGUUGUGAACGAUCUCGUCGACCCCGAGCCCGUUGUCCAGGAGAUCAAGAAGAUGGGCGGCCAGGCUGUUGGAAACAAGGCAUCUUGCGAGGAUGGCGAGAAUGUCGUCAAGACCGCCAUCGAUACCUUUGGCCGUAUUGAUAUCCUGAUCAACAACGCUGGUAUCUUGCGUGACAAGGCUUUCACCAACAUGAACGACGACCUGUGGAACCCUGUUCUUAAUGUCCACCUCCGCGGCACCUACAAGGUGACCAAGGCUGCCUGGCCCUACAUGCUCAAGCAGAAGUAUGGUCGCAUUGUCAACACGGCCAGCACCAGCGGUAUCUACGGAAACUUUGGACAGGCCAACUAUGCCGCCGCGAAACUCGGAAUCCUUGGUUUCUCCCGCACUCUUGCUCUUGAGGGUGCUAAAUACAACAUCAAGGUCAACACCAUUGCCCCCAAUGCUGGUACCAACAUGACCCGUACCAUCAUGCCCGAGGAGAUGGUCCAGGCGUUCAAGCCUGACUACGUUGCUCCCCUGGUGGCUCUUCUGUGCUCGGACAUUGUGCCUGAGCCCAGCACCAAGGGUCUGUACGAGUGUGGCAGCGGCUGGUUCGGCCGCACUCGCUGGCAGCGUACCGGCGGUCACGGAUUCCCCGUCGACGUUAAGCUUACCCCUGAGGAGGUGCUCAAGCACUGGCAAAAGAUUACCAACUUCGACGAUGGCCGUGCGGACCACCCUGAGGAUGGCCAGGCCGGCUCGGAGAAGAUCAUGGCCAACAUGAGCAACCGCAGCGGCGGUGACUCGGAGGGCGGCAACAACAUCCUGCAGGCCAUCGAGAAGGCCAAGCAGGCCACCACUGACGGAACUCCUUUCGACUACGAGGACCGGGAUGUCAUCCUCUACAACCUCAGUGUCGGCGCCAAGCGCACCGAUCUUCCCUUGGUGUACGAGAACAACGAGCACUUCCAGGCUCUGCCCACAUACGGUGUGAUCCCUUGGUUCAACACCGCCAACCCCUGGAACAUGGAUGAUAUUGUCGCCAACUUCUCCCCCAUGAUGUUGCUGCAUGGCGAGCAGUACAUGGAGGUCCGCAAGUUCCCCAUUCCCACCGCCGCCAAGACCUUGACCUACCCCAAGCUCAUCGACGUCGUGGACAAGGGCAACGCCGCCCUCGUCGUCUCCGGCUACACCACCAAGGACGCGAAGACCGGCGAGGAUCUCUUCUACAAUGAGUCGACCGUCUUCAUCCGUGGCAGUGGCGGCUUCGGCGGAUCGCCCAAGCCCACUGCUCCCCGCCCCAAGGCCGCCGUUGCGCCCUACAAGGCUCCUCAGCGCAAGCCCGAUGCGGUUGUCGAGGAGAAGACGUCCGAAGACCAGGCCGCUCUCUACCGCCUCAACGGCGACCGCAACCCUCUGCACAUCGACCCCGAGUUCAGCAAGGUCGGUGGCUUCAAGACCCCUAUCCUGCACGGUCUCUGCUCGCUGGGUGUCUCUGGCAAGCAUGUGUUCAGCACAUACGGUGCCUUCAAGAACCUUAAGGUCCGCUUCUCUGGUGUGGUGCUGCCCGGUCAGACCCUCCGCACGGAGAUGUGGAAGGAGGGCAAUGUGGUCAUCUUCCAGACAACGGUGGUAGACACCGGCAAGCCUGCCAUCACGGGGGCUGGAGCCGAGCUGUUGGAGGGUGCCAAGGCCAAGUUGUAAAACAGGAGAGUGGUGUGAUUUAUCAGACUGUAUGUACAUAAUGUCAUGAAUUGAUUUUCUGUUUGAAACCAUUUAUA
Aspergillus neoniger CBS 115656 is the source of this 2973-nucleotide messenger RNA. It is a transcript of the gene mfp, whose product is annotated as putative peroxisomal multifunctional beta-oxidation protein (MFP). Bases 191 to 2896 code for a protein of 901 amino acids. Gene Ontology annotation, molecular function: oxidoreductase activity. Lineage: Eukaryota; Fungi; Ascomycota; Eurotiomycetes; Eurotiales; Aspergillaceae. The record is from RefSeq and is a predicted model, not a curated record. The transcript has 7 exons.